CGGCGGGGGCCGUGACCGGCAGGGGGCGGGGCGGGCUCGAGGCGCGCGCGGCCAACGGUGCAUGCGGCGCAGGCCCAGGCCCAGGCCCGAUGGCGACCACUGCCGCCAUGUCCCUGGGUAAUUACAGCAGCCUGAACCGGGCCCAGCUUACCUUCGAAUACCUGCACACCAACUCAACUACCCAUGAGUUCUUGUUUGGUGCCCUUGCUGAACUUGUAGAUAAUGCCAGAGAUGCAGAUGCCACAAGAAUAGACAUUUAUACUGAGCGACGAGAGGACCUGCGAGGUGGAUUCAUACUGUGUUUUUUAGAUGAUGGAACAGGAAUGGAUUCAAAUGAAGCUGCCAGUGUUAUCCAGUUUGGUAAAUCAGCCAAGCGAUCACCUGAGUCCACUCAAAUCGGGCAGUAUGGGAACGGCUUGAAAUCGGGUUCCAUGCGGAUUGGGAAGGAUUUUAUCCUGUUCACAAAGAAAGAUAACACCAUGACUUGCCUCCUUUUAUCACGGACGUUCCAUGAGGAAGAAGGCAUUGACGAGGUCAUUGUUCCCCUACCCACCUGGAACGCACGGAGCCGUGAACCCGUGACGGACAACAUGGAGAAAUUUGCUAUCGAGACAGAGCUCAUUUACAAGUAUUCCCCUUUCAAAUCAGAACGGGAAGUGAUGGACCAGUUCAAUAAGAUACGUGGUGAGAAAGGCACCCUGGUGAUCAUCUUUAACCUCAAACUAAUGGAUAAUGGAGAGCCAGAGCUGGAUGUGACUUCUGACCCUCAAGAUAUUCAGAUGGCAGAAACACCCCCAGAGGGAACCAAGCCGGAGCGCCGCUCCUUCCGUGCCUAUGCUGCUGUGCUUUACAUUGAUCCCAGGAUGAGGAUCUUCAUCAAUGGACACAAAGUACAAACCAAACGACUCUCAUGCUGCCUCUACAAGCCAAGGAUGUACAAAUACACUUCAAACCGUUUCAAGACCCGUGCAGAGCAAGAGGUGAAGAAAGCAGAGCACAUGGCGAGGAUAGCGGAAGAGAAGGCUCGUGAGGCGGAGAGCAAAGCCCGUGCCCUCGAGCUACGCCUCGGAGGGGAUCUCACGCGGGAGUCCAGGGUGACAUUGCGUCAGGUCCAGAACUCGGCCAUCACCAUGCGGCGGGAGGCUGAUGUCAAGAAAAGGAUUAAGGAUGCAAAGCAGCGGGCACUGAAGGAGCCCAAGGAGCUGAAUUUUAUCUUUGGGGUGAACAUUGAGCAGCGCGAGCUGGAUGGCAUGUUCAUUUAUAACUGCAGUCGGCUGAUCAAGAUGUAUGAGAAGGUGGGCCCACAGCUGGAGGGUGGCAUGGCAUGUGGAGGAGUGGUAGGCGUGGUGGAUGUGCCCUAUUUGGUUCUGGAGCCAACCCAUAAUAAACAAGACUUUGCUGAUGCCAAGGAGUAUCGACACUUGCUGAAGGCCAUGGGAGAGCAUUUGGCUCAGUAUUGGAAGGAUGUUGCAAUAGCCCAGAGAGGUAUCAUCAAGUUCUGGGAUGAAUUUGGUUAUUUAUCAGCAAACUGGAACCAGCCUCCGUCUAGUGAACUGCGCUACAAGCGCAGGAGAGCCAUGGAGAUCCCCACCACAAUUCAGUGCGAUGUCUGUCUCAAGUGGCGGACUCUCCCGUUCCAGCUGAGCUCAGUGGAGAAGAACUACCCUGAUAGCUGGGUGUGCUCCAUGAACCCUGAUCCUGAACAAGACAGAUGUGAGGCUGCAGAGCAGAAGCAGAAGGUACCACUGGGAACUCUAAAAAAAGACUUGAAAUCAAAUGAGGAAAAGCAGAAACAACUGACAGAGAAAAUCCGCCAGCAGCAGAAAAAGCUGGAAGCUCUGCAGAAAACCACUCCAAUUCUAUCUCAAGCUGACUUAACGAGACUGCCUCUGGAAGUGACUACACGGCCUUCAAGGGAGCACACCCGAACUCAGCGCCCACGAUCUCCUCCUUUGCCUGAUGUAAUCAAGAAUGCUCCCAGCAGGCCACCAGGAUCUUCACCUCCUCACAAGUCUUGCACUCACCUGAAAAAGAGCUCUUUAAAUCGUCCAAAUACCAGCUCCCCAAAGCUAGCCAGCAUGCUCUUCAAGGAGGAGGCCAGCACUUCCAGGACACACCAUCACACUGUGAAAACUGGGAAGUCCAACAGCACUUUAAAAACUCUUGCCAAACCAAGUACAAGCAUGAAGUCGCUCUCUGGCCAACAGAGCCCCAAAAGCUCACGUGAGACACCCAAUCCAAAAGCAGCCAAGGUGCCAGCAGUAAGGAAAUCUGCCUCUGGCAGAUGUUUACAGGCCUCCAGCACUCGAAAGAGGGCCUUGAACAUCCCAGAGGAUGGCUCUGAGGAGGAGGGUGAGCCCAAAAAGGAGAGGACAAAACGAGGAAAAUUUUUGGCAGUGAAAGAAGAGAAGGAUUCCAAUGAGGUGGUGGUAGAGCUCACAGACAGUGCUGGAGAGGAAGAGUUGUUGGAACUGAAGAAAGCACAGAAAGAUAAGGGGCUGCACGUGGAAGUGCGUGUGAACAAGGAAUGGUUCACAGGCCGUGUCACAGCUGUGGAAAGGGUCAGGCAUGCAAUCCGGUGGAAGGUGAAGUUUGAUUAUGUCCCUACAGACACCACACCAAGGGAUCGCUGGGUAGAGAAGGGCAGUGAGGAUGUAAGGCUUAUGAAGCCUCCCUCUCCUGACUACCAGGCUCCAGACACACAGCAGGAAGAGGAGGUGGUCAUGGCUGAACCUUCUACCUCAGAUUGCGUCAGAAUCGAGCCUGACACCACUGGUCCCAGCAGCAGCCAAGAAACAGUUGACUUACUGGUCCAGAUCCUUCGGAAUUGUUUGCGAUACUUCUUGCCUCCAAGUUUUCCAAUCUCCAAGAAUGAGCUGAGUUCCAUGAGCUCAGAAGGGUUGUUGGCAUUUCCCUUGGAGCGCACUCUUGGAAAAAUAAUUUGGACCCUUGGCAGACUAACAUAGCUGAGGAAAAGAAUGAGAGCUCUGAGAGAUGCCUUGAGUCUUGUAAGAGUUGUCUGAGGAUUUUUCUAAUUACCAUGCAUGUGUGUGGGAAUGCUGUUGUCUGCUACUAUCUUAAAUUCUUAACCAUUGUUGUUAAACUUCUAAAAAAUAGAGACCAGGUUACAGGACUGUAGAAGCAGGAGGUAGACAUAUCUGCUUGUUUUGCUUUCAGCCUUAUAACUUAUCUGGAGACAAUCUUAUAAAUAAUAACAAAUAAUUAUCCCCAAAUUCACAGAAUAUUCUGAGUUGUAAGGAAGCCACAAGGAUCACUGAGUCCAACUCCUAGGUAAAUGGCCCAUACAGGGUUUGAAGCCACAACGUUAGUGUGGAUUCAAUCCCUUUAUAGGCCAUUUACUUCAGUGUGAGAGAACAUGGAAGUAAACCCCUUCCCACUUCCCCUGGAGAGCAGGUUGACUGCCAGCAAGUCAGCUGCACACAUUAAGACUUUUGACCUCUGUUUAUCUGAACACAGGACAGGUGGGACUGAGCUUCCACCAGCAGCCGGGUACUAGGAAGAAUGUUACCUGGUACUAGUGCUGGCUGGAAUGCAGGGCAAGAGAACUGGCCUCUCUUACUUUUUCCUUCUCCAACAUACCACCAAGAGAGACCUUUCCAAGGAGGCACAUGUAAAAAGCCACCUGCAGAUGAGCACAUGACCAAAGAUAGUUCUGUUUUGCAUUCCCAGACUUGCAGUGUGUGUAUUGACAGUCUCUCUCUUGUCUCCUCCCCUGCUGUUAACUCUGGUAUCUGCUGGCAUUUGCUGGAGUUACUGUUCCUGCUUCUUCCAUGGGACACAUUGGUUGUGGCUGGGGCUUUUGGUUACUGUAGCUGUCCCUACCUUGCAGUGAGAAGGUGUGAUGUCUGGGUGAUCUGUACCAAGGAUACUCACAGUUUACAGGGUGAAACAGGCCUGCAGCAUACCUGUGGGUUCAUGCUUUUUAAAGUACCCAUUGCACCCUUAAUCUAAAUUCAAGCAGCUUUGGGGGCAGUUCUGGUAUUGGAAGAAAUUGAAAACUGUGUGAAUUCUGUGCUGGCUGGUGUAGGCAAAUCAGAUGUAAAUAUAAGUGUGAGCAGAGUGUGCAGGGGCACACUGCAGGGUGGAUUUGAUCAUGGGGGCCAGGAGUUUGGAUCUUCUACAGCGUGAGUGCUCAUGUUUUUGUGAUGCUUGGUGCUUUCUCUUAA
Passer montanus (Eurasian tree sparrow) is the source of this 4187-nucleotide messenger RNA. It is a transcript of the gene MORC2, whose product is annotated as MORC family CW-type zinc finger 2. The transcript has 25 exons. Gene Ontology annotation, molecular function: zinc ion binding. NCBI's taxonomy places the organism in Eukaryota, Metazoa, Chordata, Aves, Passeriformes, Passeridae. The record is from RefSeq and is a predicted model, not a curated record. The coding region runs from base 90 to 2966 and encodes 958 amino acids. Gene Ontology annotation, cellular component: nucleus.